CGACUUCUGUCUACCUCGACCCUGUCACCAUCAGGAACUGUCGAUAUAUGAGUGAGAAGAAAGGAAGGAUACGUCUAGAAACAAGAAACCAUGGCGACAGUUAACAAGCCCACCGACACGAAGCAGAAGGAGCUGGACGUCAACCGCAAGUUGCAGUUGUACGGCAUUUUCAGCGCUUUCCAACUGGGCAAAGUACCUUCAAACGACCAGAUCGAUGUUGCCCUCAACAGCUUUAUCUCUAGCAGGGCCUUGUCCAACCCUUCCAAGAGGCUGUCACCUGAAGGUCGGGAACUGGUUGCCGAGUUUGUAGAUGUCGUUAAGCAGGCCAAAAACUUGCUGCUUUCAAAGAAUGAAGGGAACCUGCUCCAAGACUUCAUUUGGCAAACCCAGAAAUUCGAUGCGAGCACCAUCAGCACGCCUGAUGCUCCCGUCACCAAGGAACAGGCGAAGCAACAUGGCGACAAAGCCCUCGAAGGCCUCAGGACACUGGGAACUUUGCUGAUCACAAACGGCCAGUUCCGAAAGCUUCUGAGCGAUGCCACUAUCCUUAUCCGUGAUAUGGCCGGCGAUGCCGCUACCAAUGCUGCCACUAAAGUGCGGCCUUCAGAGGACAAGUUGAACCAAAUCGAUGCGCCUGCAGAUGACAACACUUGGCACGACGCUCCAGACUUCUCAAAGGAGAACAUGAGGUCUCAGUUCCAGAGCCUCACCAAGAAAGCCCCUACUGAAGAUGCCAAGGAUGCUGCCAACACGACUCUCGAGGGAGCUCGCCAGCCUGAUGGCAGUUUGAACCCUCAGGCAGGAGCUGUGACGGCCUCCAAUGUUGCCUCUGAGAAGGUUAAUGCUAAUGUUUCCGAUCAAGAUCGCGAGGCAGCUAAGAACACGGCAGCCGAGUACCGCCGCCAAGCCCGCGAGUACUUGAGCAAAAAGGUCCCGCAAGAGCGCCGUGAUCAGACUGUCUGGCGACUCAAGAAGAUGGUACUUGAAUGCCAGCAGCACCCUGACUACCAGCAAGCUAUCACAACUCUCCUGGACUUGGCCGAGCAAUACGGCAGCCAUGGUAAAAACUUGACAUCCGGCGGUACCGGAACUGUGAAGCAAACCCGAUCCGCCUUUGCUGCGGCAGAGGCCGAUCUCAAAGUUCUCAUUGAGAGAUUCGCCAACGGUACAUCCAGCGAUGACAUAUGGGCCUCCAUCAACCAGAUUUACGAGGAUGCUGACAAGGAUCCUGAACUGCGCAACUGGUUCAAGUCCAUGGAUACCUACAUUCGCAAGUGUCUUCAGCAGCAAGGUUACAUCAUGGAAGAGGAAUGCAACCGUCAGUGGAACUUACUCUACGAUCAUGGUAACUAUCUACUUCGCGAGAAGUACCGAACACACACCGAUCGCAUUGUCGAUGAGGUCAAGUUUAUGGCCAACCAGUUCGACCAGGACCCCCAGAACAAGGCUUUCAGCCUCUCUGUGCAAAAGCUAUUCAAGCACUUGGGUAACGACGAGAACGGUAAGCCUACAUUCAAGCCUCAUCUUGUCAAGGAUUUGACGGAAGUCAUCAUCCCCGCUACCAUGGAGAACGUGGCAUAUAUCCCCAUCCCCCGAAUUGAGUACUCGGAUCGCCAGAUCGACGCUAUUGUUGAGAACCUCGUUCUCGAAAGCGACAACUUCAUGCCCAACGUUUUCGAGGUUGCCAGCGAUAACUUUUUCAGCUGGGGUCGCAAGAAGAACCCAAGCCACCGCAAGAACUCCAUCGACGUCAAAGUCAGUGGUGUGCAGAUGGAUCUGCGCGACGUGAGCUACUACAUCAAGCGCAAGGAAGGUUUCCCUUCCAUCACCGACCAGGGUGUUGCCAAUCUAUUCCUCGGCGGUUCAGGCUUCUCCUUCCGCAUGAAGUUGUCCAGUGCGGACCCCAAGGACAAGCAGCACUUCUUCAAGAUUGACAAGGUAGAUGUUGAUGUCCAGAACCUCAAGGUGAAGCUCGUCAAGUCGCAGCAUAAGCUCUUGUUCGGCAUCUUCAAGCCCAUGUUGCUCAAGGUGAUGCGUCCUGUCGUGCAGAAGGUGGCAGAGAAGCAGAUCAAGGACCAGUUCAACCAGCUUGAUCAGAUGCUGUACAUGAUCAAGAAAGAGGCCGACCGCGCUAUGGAAGAGGCCAAGAACGACCCUGAGAACGUACCCAACAUCUACCGCCGCUAUGUCGACGCCGCACAGAAGCAAGUUCUGCAAAAGAAGCAGCAGGCUCAGAAGAUGGCCGACAAGAUGGCCGACAAGAAGGUCAACGUCGCUGUAACCAAGGAAGAGAGCAUGUUCAAGAACAUCCACCUCCCCGGGGGCAUCAGCUCCAAGGCCACCGAGUUCAAGGAACUCGCGCGCAAGGGCGAGAAAUGGGAAAGCCCUGUAUUCUCAAUCGGCAGCUCGGGCAAGAGCACGAACAUCCCCACCGCGCCCAAGGUCACCCGCAAGCCACACUCCGUUACCAAUCCUGCUGCUCAACAACAAACCACUACCACCUCUACUGCUACCACUGCUACCAAUGGCGGCUAUACCAACGGCGGAUACACCAAUGGUCACGCGAACAUGAAUGGUCGAGCGCUUAAUGGUGGAUACACCAACGCUAAUGGGAAUACCAUGAUGGAUAACAAAAUCUACAAGCCUGUCGCUGUCUAAGUUUCCACAUAUCUAAAUCGACACCAAUACGCACGCUUUCAUAGCAGAAGACACUCUAUGUCGCUUCGUUGAUACCCUCACCACAAAAGAGA
Molecule: messenger RNA, 2750 nt
Organism: Xylaria bambusicola
Lineage: Eukaryota; Fungi; Ascomycota; Sordariomycetes; Xylariales; Xylariaceae
Exons: 3
Coding region: 91-2658 (855 amino acids)
Source: RefSeq, a predicted model, not a curated record